Cyprinodon tularosa is the source of this 12518-nucleotide messenger RNA. It is a transcript of the gene prkdc, whose product is annotated as protein kinase, DNA-activated, catalytic subunit. The transcript is spliced from 86 exons. Gene Ontology annotation, biological process: intrinsic apoptotic signaling pathway in response to DNA damage; double-strand break repair via nonhomologous end joining; telomere maintenance. Gene Ontology annotation, cellular component: nucleus. The coding region runs from base 139 to 12462 and encodes 4107 amino acids. Lineage: Eukaryota; Metazoa; Chordata; Actinopteri; Cyprinodontiformes; Cyprinodontidae. The record is from RefSeq and is a predicted model, not a curated record. Gene Ontology annotation, molecular function: DNA-dependent protein kinase activity; protein binding.
UUGAGCGCCGCCGCCGCCGCUCACUCCCCUCGCGGCCGAUGUUGCCGCUCUCCCAGUGACUUUUCUCUGUUAGUGAUGCGGAGCCUGUAGCAGCCUGUUUCAGUUUGAACCGGUACCUGCUGUAGACCUGCAGUAAACAUGUCUUCACUAAGCAGCCCGGCCUCAGGAAUUCAGGGGCUUCUUCUCAAACUUCACGAAUUACUUUCAGACGAAGACACCCGCUCUGCAGCGCUGAAAUGUCACGAUAUAAUCGGUGAUUUGGGACAGGAGUGCAUGCUAACGUCCACCGAGAAUGAACUGGCUUUACAGGCAUCUCUGCUGUUCUCCAAAGACUAUGGGCUGCUCUGCUUCCUCAGGAAGUCCCUGGCAUUGGAUGAGUUGCGGGACACCAGGGUUGAAAUUCUACAGUUUUUAGAGAAAUUUAUGGACAAGGUGUCACCGAGAGUCAAAGGAUGGGAGAAAACCUACGCCACGGACAUAAGAAACGUGUGCAUCACUGCAUAUUCGAAGGAUAAAGUUGCCAAAUGCAGGACCCCGGUGUUGGAGCUGCUAAUAAAGGUUCUUCAAACAACCAAGGCCUCCAGUGUGGCUGCGGAGUUUAAAAUUGGCGACAUUUUUAACAGAUUUUAUGGCGAGCUCUGGCAGAAGAGCAAGUUACCCGACUCGGUCCUUGGCAAAAUCUACGAGUUGUUAGGCGUCUUGGCGGAGGUUCAUCCCAGCGAAAUGGUCAACAACUCUGACAAGCUAUACAAGGCCUAUCUUGGGGAGCUGAAAGAGCAGAUGACGUCCUCAACAAAAGAACCAAGGCUUUUUGUUGUGGCCGGAUGUCUGCGAGGCGUAACUGCCCUGAUGGUUAACUUCACUAAAACCAUGGAAGAAGACCCAGCGACAUCCAAAGAGAUCUUUCAGUAUGCCCUAAAGGCCAUCACUCCCCAGAUGGAGAUGAAUCGUUAUGCCGUCACAUUUGCCGGGCUUCGCUUGUUUGCCAGACAUGCGUCCCAGUUCAGCAGCUGCCUGAUGGACCACUACAGGCCCAUGUUCGAGACCAUGUGUAAGCUCUGCGGACACAUCAACGCCGAAAUGAAGAAGACGAGUUACAGCGCUCUGGAAGCUUUUCUUAAGCAGAUUGCCUUAUUGGUGGCAGACAACAUCGAAGAGCACAAGAGCAAGUUGAAGUUCUUCAUGCAGAAGUUCUGUGGCAUCAUUAAAACCAUGGACUCUACACACAAGGAGCUGUCUAUUGCCAUACGGGGAUACGGCUUUUUUGCAGCUCCGUGCAAGAAGGUGUGCCCUCAAGAUGUGGACCUGAUGUACACGGAGUUAAUUCAGCGCUGUAAGCAGAUGUAUCUGACCGAGUCUGACGGGGAGGACGACAGCUUCUACCAGCUGCCGAGCUUCCUGGACUCCAUAGCGUGCGUCCUUAUUCAUCUGGACAAGAUUCCCGAGGUGUAUACUCCCCUGCUGGAGCGCCUCCUUGUGGUGCAGAUCGACAGCUUCCCUCAGUACAGUGAGAGGAUGCAGUUUGCCUGCGGCAGGUCCAUCCUGAAGGUGUUUGUGGCUGUGGCCUCUAAGGGACCGGUGCUGUGGAGUUUUAUCAGCUCUGUGGUGCAUCAGGGUUUGAUUCGCGUCUGUUCAAAACCCAUCUUGCUUCCUGAGAACACCUCCUCUGAAUCCUCAGAAGUUCGGACCGGAAAGUGGAAAGUUCCUUCCAGUACGAAUUACCUUCCCCUUUUUAAGGUCCUCUUGGAUUGCGAUCAGCUUAAGGAUUCGGGAUUUUUAGACGGAGCUUUUGAAAGUCAGAACGCAGCUCUUGGCUCCUUGAGCCGUCUUCUGUACGAAGAGUUGGUCAAAUCAAUUCUGCGCAUUGUGGAAAAGUUGGACUUAUCCGUUCAGAAAAUAGCAACAGGAGAGGAGGCUCCUGACGACGCAGCGCACGUCCUGCCAUCAUCCGACCCCACGGCUCACCUGGUGCCUAAUAAAGUCAAAGACUUCACUGCUUUUAUCAAUCUGGUCGACUUCUGCAGUGAGCUGCUGCUGAACAAGCACCUGGACUAUUUCCACUGCUGGAUGUAUCCCCUGAGCUACGAACUGACCCUUCACUCCAUCAGGAAUCCACUGGUCAGCGGCUUCUACAAGCUGCUGGCAGUCUCCAUGAAGAUCGCUAAGAAGAUCAAGUACUACCAGGGUGUGCGUCUGAGGAGCUCUGCAUCCAGUCAGGAUGACACAGUCAGAAGGGAUUGCUUUGCUCUAUUCUCAAAGUUUGGGAAAGAGGUUUGUGUCCGAAUGAAGCAGUACAAGGACGAGCUGCUGGCUUCGUGCUUGACUUUUGUCCUAUCGUUGCACCACGACAUUAUCGCUCUGGACAUGAAGGCCUACUGUCCGGCUCUAGAGACGGCUCUGAGGCUGGGUCUAAGCCACGUCCCGCUGGCUAACGCAGCCUUAGACGCUCUGGAGGACUGGUCCUCCCACCUCCCACUGGAGACCAUGCAGCCUUGCUAUGCAGAAAUCCUGCCUCUCCUGGACGGCUACCUGAAAACGACCUCCUCCAGCGAUAAAGAUGAAAGCAACUGGGAGGUGAUGUCUUCUUUGUCUUCAAAACACGAAAGAGGUUACAACAGAGUGUUGAGAAGACUCCUGAAGAAAUCCAACCAGCUUUCUAUGGAGGAGGCUCCUCUGGUCCUGCUGAGGCUCAGGGUGGUGAAGCUGCUCGGUCAUCUUGGAGGAAAGCUGAACAGGAACUUAGUGACGGUGGUCUCAUCUGAAGAAAUGAUGAAGAAAUUUGUGGCCUGGGAUUCAGAGAAAAGACUCAGCUUCGCCGUGCCAUUCACCGACAUGAAGCCGGUGAUCUUCCUGGAUCCCUUUCUGCCCCGAAUCAGCGAGCUGGCUCUGUCCACAAGCGAUAGACAGACCAAAGUGGCGGCCUGUGAGAUGCUCCACUGCUUGGUGGUCUACAUGGUGGGAAAGAGUGCUCAGAUGGUGGAAGGGGAGAACAGUCUGCCUCCGAUGUACAAGCUGCACAAAAAGCUGUUUCCUGUGUUGCUGCGUCUGGCGUGCGAUGUCGACCAGGUAACCAGGCAGCUCUUUGAACCCCUGGUCAUGCAGCUGAUCCACUGGUUCACGAACAACAAGAAAUUCGAGAGCCAAGACACAGUAGCUGUUCUAGAGGCCAUUCUGGAUGGUGUGAUUGACCCAACGGACAGCACUCUCAGAGACUUCUGUGGGAGAUGCAUUGAGGAAUUUGUCAAGUGGUCAAUUAAACAAACUACCCCCAAGCAGCAGGAGAAGAGCCCCUCCAACAUGAAGUCCCUGUUUAAGCGCAUUUACAGCCUGGCUCUCCACCCCAAUGGGUUUAAAAGGCUCGGAGCCGCCCUGGCUUUCAACAGCAUCUACAGACAGUUCAGAGAGGAAAGCUCCUUGGUGGAACAGUUCGUCUUUGAAGUUCUCGUCAUAUUUGUUGAAAGUCUGGCUCUGGCGCACUCCGAUGAGCGAUCCAUGGGUACAGUGAAGCAGAGUUGCAGUGCCAUUGACCAUUUGAAGAGAAUAAUCACACACAAAGCCGCCAGUCUCAAUCAACACAAUGCAAAGAGACGCAUCCCAAGGGGUUUCCCACCUGACGGGACCUUGUGCCUUUCAGAUAUGGUCGUCUGGCUGCUGGAGCAGUGUGGUCGACCACAGACAGAGUGUCGCCACAAAUGCAUGAAGCUCCUCUACGAAUUCAUCCCGCUUCUCCCAGGAAAGAAAUCUCCGCCGCAGUGGUUAGAUGGCCUGCUGAAGGAUCACGGCAUUGAUUUCCUGAUCUCUCGGUUGGAGGGCGGGGGUCUCCUCUCCCAGCCGACACUCAGGGAUCUGAUGGGCCCUUUUAGCGUCAGAGCCAGCCUGCAGUGGAUGGACCUUCUACUGGCUGUUCUGGACUACUACAACACCUUUAUUAGCUUACACAUCAUAAAGCCUCAGCACCUUCUCGGCUCAAAGGAAAAAUCUAGCUUCUUGAAAGCCACAAACUUCUUCCUUACGGAACUUGCGACUCAUGGAUUGACGGCUGCAGAGAGCUGCUUCACUCUCGGCGAGAGGGCGACUCACUUCAGCCCGAGCGAGGUGGACCAGUACAACUACAGCAAAUGCACCAUCACAGUUCGCCUGCUGGAGUUCGCCUCCAUGAUUCUCGUCAAAGGAGAUCAGGAGUCCUGGAAGCUGCUGGAACAGGAGGUGUUCUGCUCGGUGUUUUUCGAUCUAGCCGCGGCAGUGGUGUGUGAGCCGUCCACUGUAGGGUUCCACAUGGCGGAUGUGGAGGUGAUGAGAAACCUACCAGAGGUGUGUGUGCCUUUACUCAAGGCUCUGAUGGCCUCGCCUUACCGCAGCCGCCUUGAGAGCAGUCUGCGGAGGAAAAUCUCCCGUAAAAGCGUGGAGGAGUUGUGUGAGGUCGAACUGUACCACUCGGAUACUCUCAGCCGCCAUGACCGAAUGGAAAUGGUGCUUUCUUCCUGUAAGCAGAUACACAAAGCUGGUUUCCUCGGCUCCAUUCUGGACAGCCAGGAUUCAGCCUACAGUAAAUCUCUUGGCUCCAACCUUCUGAUGACGGUGUAUAAAGGCAUAGCGCCUGGGGGAGAAAGGAAGGCGCUUCCAUCCCUGGACGUAAACACCAGGAGACUUGCGGAUGGACUGCUUCAGCUCGCCUUUUCUAUAAGCCAACAGAGUGAGCAGCUGGUGGAUUUGCUGCUGAACACCAUUAUGCUUUCUGUGCCGAUAUCAGGCGGUCACAGCCACAACUUUCUCAGCUUCUCCCACGGCGAGUACUUCUACAGCCUCUUCCAGACGACCAUCAACAGCGAGCUGCUUAAAAAUCUGGACAGCGCCGUGCCGCGCCUCAUGAAGGCCUCCUCUGAGAAUCCCAGCAUGGUGAGCGUGUUGCUGAACGGGAUGCUGGACCACAGCUUUAGAGAACGCUCUGUAAGGAAAACCCAGGGCCAGAAGCUGGUGGAAGAAGUUCUGAAGAGGUGGAUGAGUCUGCAUUCAUGGUGGGACGGGCCCUCAGCUACUUCAGAGAGUAAAACUGCCACCCUCCUGUUGCUCUCUAAGCUCCUGCAGAUCGACUCCUCUGUUUGCUCUGAUGUGAACCACAAAGCAUUCCAGCAAGUGUUUUCUACCUUCACUCUGCUCCUGGUUGACAUGAAUCUGCCUCUGAAUCUUAAGAGUCAGGCCCUGUUGGUGCUGCCUUUUUUCACAACGCUCCCAGACGAGCCCCUAGCUGAGCUGCAGAAGGCUCUGGACGGCCUGGUGGCCUCCCACUUCCCCAUGCAGUCUGAUGAGUUCGCCAAGGGCUCGCUUCAUCGCAACAACUACAUGGACUGUAUCCGAAAGUUGCUGGAUGCCCUGGAGCUUUCCCAGAGUCCUCUGCUGCUCCGACUGAUGGCGGGAGUUCUGUGUCGGGAUGGGAGGCACAUCAUGGAGGAGCAGUUUCAAUCCUGCUUCCACAGAAUCGCUAGGAGAGCCAGCGUCGAGCGUCAGCUGCAGCUGCUGUGCUCGGUGUAUGAGGUCAUCCAGCGAGGUGAUGUGCCGGCGAGCUCCAUGCUGCAGGCCAUGAUGGAGAGGGUUCUGCUGCCUUUGGCCUCCCACUGCAGCACCAAGGCCCUGAACGACUUCUUCGUCACAAACGUCUUUGAUAUAAUUGCCUUCCUGCAAAGUCGUUUCACAAAGUCUAGUGAAACAGCAUUUGAGACUCAGCUGCAGAAGAAGAACGGCUGCUACAAGCUGAUGGAGCUCCUGUACUCCCGCCUCCCUAAAGACGAAGUUUACUCCAAGGAAUCCCGCGUCAAUCAAGCCUACUGUCGCUUGGAAAAAACGGAGGGAAACGAGUUGUCUAAAACCUUGAUCAAGUCCUGCUUCGAAGCCUUCACAGAGAACAUGGCCGGUGAGACCCAGCUCCUGGAACUCAGGAGAAGCUAUCACUGUUCUGCGUACAACUGCGCCAUCGCCGUCAUCAGCUGCUGCUUCAGCGAACCCAAAUUCUACCAGGGCUUCCUCUUCAGUGAGAAGCCAGAGAAGAAUCAGUUUAUUCUUGAAAACAUCAUAGAUGCUCGACGCAGCUACAACUUUCCCAUAGAAGUCGAGGUCCCACUUGAGAGGAAGAAGAAAUAUUUUAUGAUUCGAAAAGAAGUUAGUGACGAAACUGGAGAGGCGCCCGUGUAUCUUUCCUCCCAGUCCUACAUGGCCGACAGCAGCCUCAGUGAGGAGAUGAGUCAGUUUGAUUUCUCCACAGGAGUCCAAAGCUUCUCCUUUAGCUCACAGAACCCAGAGGGACAGAAACGCUCCGUAGUGAAAAAGGAAACAGAGGAUAAAAGUCCUUCCCAGGAUGGGGCGGUGGAUCUGGAGAUGGAUGAGCUGAACCAGCACGAAUGCAUGGCGACCAUGACGGCUUUGAUUCAACACAUGCAGAGGAGCGGCAUCACACCUAAAGUGGAGCAGGGAAUGUCUCCGAAUGAGCUUCCUCCGUGGAUGAAGUUUCUGCACGGAAAACUGGCCAAUCCGGCAACGCCUCUGAACAUUCGACUCUUCAUCUCAAAGCUGAUCAUCAACACGGAGGAGGUUUUCCGGCCGUACGCCAAGCACUGGCUGGGGCCCCUGCUGCAGCUCGUUGUGUCUGGAAACAACGGAGGAACGGGGAUCCAUUUCAUGGUGGUGGAUGUUGUGGUCACCGUUCUGUCCUGGACCAGUCUGGUCACCCCAAAGGGAAACCCGAGAGAUGAAGUCCUGGCCAAUCGGCUGCUGGAAUUCCUUAUGAAGAACAGCUUCCACAAUAAAAGGGCCGUUUUCCGCCACAACCUGGAAAUCAUUCGCACUUUGGUGGAAUGCUGGAAAGACUGCCUGCAUGUUCCUUACAGUCUAAUAUAUGAGCGAUUUUGUGGCACCAACCCAAACAGCAAAGACAACUCUGUGGGACUCCAGCUGCUGGGGAUCAUUCUUGCCAACAACCUGCCCGCUUACGAAGCUUCCUGUGGAGUAGAAUACGACAGGUACAUCCAGUCCCUCAGCAACAACGUGUCUUUUACCCGAUAUAAAGAGGUCUACUCGGCUGCUGCGGAAAUAAUUGGCCUGGUUUUGAAGAGCAUGCAGGAAAGCAGUGAUCAACAGCAAGAACUGCUCAACCUCGCUGCAACCAAGGUUACAAAUUUGAAGAAGAAAGAUUUAGAUGACAAGUUCAUCAUCUGCUUGAACAAAGUGUCCAAACACUUCCCACCGUUUAUGGAUCGGUUCGUCAACCAUGUGUUUAACCUGCUCCCGAAGCUGCACGGCAUCUUAAAGACCCACUGCCUGGAGUGUUUGCUGAGUCGAGCCGACGUGAUUCCAGACAUCUUUCUGUGGUUGAAGACCUCAGGCUUCAUUCAGAUGAUGAGCCACAGGGAUGAAGGGAGACAGAGGGUGUGUUUGGACAUCAUCCACAAGAUUAUGGCCCGCCUGACUCCGGUGGAGCUGCAGGAGCUGCUGGGAGCCGUGACGACCUUCGUCUCUCAUCCUUCACCUGUUUGCAGAGAGAGGAUGUAUGAAAUCCUCAUGUGGAUCCUGGACAACUACGGAGAUGAAGAAAGCAUGAAAGAUCAAACCUCCCUGGAGAUUUUGGCUACAGCUAAAGACACGUUACUUCAAGGACUAUCGGAGGAAAACCAAGGCCUUCAGCUUUUUGUCCGUAACUUCUGGAGUCAGGAGAAGCGCCUCCCCACUGCCACCCUGGAGCGAAUGCUAACGGUGCUCCGCUCCCUCUACUCCUGCCAGAUAGAGCGCUGCUUCCUCAGCUUGGCCACCAACCUGCUGCUGGAAAUGACAAGCCAGAGCCCCGACUUCAAGAGGGACAUGUUUGAUUAUCCCCUGUCAGAGUGCACCUUCCAGGACUAUGCAAUUGAUUCAAACUGGCGGUUCAGGAGCACCGUUAUGACCCCCAUGUUUGUAGAAACCCAAAGCUCUCAGGGCUCGGAGACUGCAGGGGCUUCUCAGUCUGGAGCCAUGAAGGGGAAACUGAGAGCCACUCAGACCACUUUAGAGUUCAGCCAAACCCAAACACCAGGUCGCCGCACAGCUUAUAACUGGCUUACAGGCAGCAGCGUGGACACCCUCGCAGAUUACUCCCCCAGCUCAGAGUCUCUGUCUUCACUGCUCGUGUUUGAUAAGAAGUUGGAUCGGCAGACGGCGACUAGAAGACCCGUCGGAGAAGGCUUCGGCCUGAGGCGCCUGACUGCGUCCACAGACGAGGUGGACAGUCGUACCAGAGCUGAAAACGAGCGGCGGAGCAACAUCCUGAGGCUGAGGCGCAGAUUCCUGAAAGACCAGGAGAAAGUCAGUCUGGGUUUCGCCCAGAAAGAGAUCCAGCAACAGAGACAGAAGAAGGAAGAAAAAGCUGAUCAGAGGCUGCGAAAGGAGGCCCAGGUGACUCUGUAUCGGAACUACAGAGUGGGCGACUUCCCAGAUAUCCAGAUCCCCUAUAGUAGCCUCAUUGCUCCCCUUCAAGCUUUAGCUCAGAGAGACCCAAUUUUAGCCAAGCAACUCUUCAGCUCCCUUUUUGUCAGCAUCCUCCAAGAAAUGGAUAAAAACCACGAUCUGCAGGAAAAGGGAAGGAUUAUGGAGGAGCUGCAGUGCAACAUGAACACGUUUCUAAAUAAGAGCACGCUCUGCUUCCCUCCGUUCAUAGCAUGCGUGCAGGAUAUGUGUUACCAGCAGAGGGAGCUGCAGCAGCUCGAUCCGGCAGCCAUUAGCUCCACCUCCCUGGCGAGUCUUCAGCAGCCGUCUGGCAUCCUGCUGCUGGAGGAGGGUCUUCUGCAUGCUGCCGAACCAGAGGAACGUCCCGCCAAGCGGGCGCGAGGACGCAGAGAAGUCCCACCAGACACAAACAAAUGGAUCCAACUGGCAAAACUGUACAGGGCGCUGGACGAUUACGAUGUUGUGCGGGGAAUCUUCGGCGGAAAAGUUGGCACAAAGUCGAUCACCUGCAACGCUCUUCAAGCCGAAGCCAACACAGACUUCGCCGAAGCCGUGAAACUCUACAACGAGGCGCUGAACACAGAGGAGUGGCCGGACGGCGAACCCACCGAGUCUGAGAAGGAUUUCUGGGAAACUGCAGCCAUGGAGGCGUAUAACCAGCUCACUGAGUGGAAGUCUCUUGAGUACUGUUCCACGGUGUACAUUGAUGAAACGUCUCCACCCAACCUGGAGAAAAUGUGGUCAGAACCUCUCUACCAGGAAAUGUACCUACCGCACAUGAUCCGCAGCAUGUUAAAGCAGCUGCAGCUCGGUGAGAUCAACCAAACUCUGCUCAGCUUCAUAGACCAAGCAAUGAAGGCGGAGGAGCGCAAGAAGCUGCUGGAGAGCCGCCACAGCCAGGAGCUCAGCCUGCUCUACAUCCUGCAGGACGACUACGACCGAGCCAAGUACUACACCAGCUACGCCAUGCAGCUCUUCAUGGAGAGUUACUCCAGUGUAGAUACACUUCUGACUCAAAGCCGGCUGACCGUCCUGCAGUCGGUGCAGGCUCUGACGGAGAUCCAGGACUUCCUGCUCUUCAUCAAAGGAGACGUGUCAGUAGGCUCUCUGAAGCGCCUCAUCCGAUCUUGGACCGAUCGGUAUCCCGACACCAAAAUGGAUCCAGUGGUCGUAUGGGAUGACAUCAUUACCUCUCGGUGUUUCUUUCUGGACAAGAUCAGAGAACGGCUGCGGGCCUCGGCUCCCGACGACAGCAUGGAGGUGGACUGCGCACAAGACCCAGCUGACGACAUCGAGGCGAUGGUGAACGACUGCAAGUUCACCAUGAAGCUACAGAUGGCUGACAGCGCCUGUCAGCAGAAAAAUUUCCCAGUGGCCACCAAGCUGCUGAAGGAACUUCACAAGGAAGCCAAAACCAACAGAGGCUGGCUGCUGCGCUGGGUCCACUGCUUCAGCAGCUAUGGUCACAAGCGCAGCUUGGGGCAGGGGCCUGUGGAGCGGAUCGGAUCAAUUCUGAAGACCAUACCGCUACUCGAGGAGCUGGAGGCGGACUGUCAGAGCGCCACAUCUAAAGUAUUCAGACGGCAGAAGAUACUCCAGGGCACGUCUUUCCACAUCUUGGCCUCGGCUGUAGGCAGAAGUCCGUCUGUCCUGGGAACACUUGGAGCGGAGAAAAUCGAACGAGUGGUCAGACUUGCUGGAGUUGCAUUUCCCUCUGAAAAUCCAAAGGAGGUGGAGGUGGGAUUGCAGCUGCAGGCCCUGACGCUGCUGCGUGAAGCAAGCAGAAAGGCUGACGAGGAGCUUCAGUCCUUUGCUCAGGACUUUGUGGAGUCCGGCAGCGUCACAGAGACGUACAUGGCUUUGGCUAACUUCUGCGACAAGCUGCUGCGGGACGAGGAGCAGAACGACACUGUCAGUCAGUUCCCGGAGCUCCUGGCGCUGCCCGUCCAUGUGGUGGAGAGCAUGCUGAAAGCUCUAAAGAUGAACUCUGAAGAGGCUCGCCUCAAGUUUCCACGUCUGCUGCAGAUUAUUGAGCUGUACCCAUCAGAAACACUGGACCUCAUGACAAAAGAGAUGGUGUCUGUUCCCUGCUGGAUUCUCAUUGGCUGGAUUAGCCAAAUGGUGGCGCUGCUGGACAAGCCUGAAGCUGUAGCGGUGCAGCACUGCAUUGAGCAGAUAGCCAAGUGCUACCCUCAGGCGCUGGUUUACGCUCUGAUGAUCAGCAGUGAGAGUUACCGCUUUGAAGAGUCUGCAACGGGUCACCAGCAGGAGGAGUUUGUCAACAGGAUCAGGAGCUUGCUGGACAAAGGAGGUGCUGUGAAGAAGUUUGUGGAUGCCCUGCAGCAGUUCACCAAUCCUGAAAUGAUCUUUAAGGACUGGUGGGAGAGUGUGAAAAACGAAGUAGAAAAGUCUUCUGUCACCAAGAAGCAAAUGGCCGACAUGUAUAAGGAGAUGCGUUCAUCGCUCCUGGAUCGUGACAUGGAUGGCCUGGGAGGCUUUCGCAGGAAAUUUAUACAAAAAUUCUCCAAAGAGUUGGAAAAACUUUUUGGACCUGAUGGUAACAAUUUUUUCGAGAAGAUGAAAAACAAAAGCUUUCUGCAAGAGGUGGAUAAGCUGCAAAAAUCCAUGCAGGGAUUUCAGAAGGAACCGGGGAAUCUGAAGGAGUACUCUCCUUGGUUGAGUGGAUUUAAAUCCGACCCGUUCGGCAACGAGCUGGAGGUUCCAGGGCAGUAUGAUGGGAGAUCUAAGCCAUUACCGGAGUAUCAUGCUAAAAUCACCGGCUUUGAUGAAAGGGUAAAAGUGAUGUCCUCUAUGCGUAAACCCAAACGUCUGAUCAUCCGCGGGAACGACGAGCGGGACCACCCCUUUCUGGUGAAGGGCGGGGAGGAUCUACGGCAGGACCAGCGCAUCGAGCAGCUGUUUGCUGUCAUGAACAUUUUGCUCAGCCAUGACACAUCCUGCACACGCCGUGGCUUGCAGCUCCGCACUUAUCAAGUCAUUCCCAUCAACACCAGAAUCGGUUUGAUCGAAUGGAUGGAAAAUACGUGCACUCUGAAGGAGUUCAUCUACAACACGCUGACCAAAGAGGAACGGCAAAAGACAGUACGGUGUCCUGAAAUCUACAAUAAAUGGCUCGCCACCUUUGGAGCUUCUUCAAACCCCGUCGCCCCGUAUGGACUGUGUUACAGGAAAGCGAAACGCUCUGAUGCAGUCAGGAAUUUCCUGAACGUCCAACAGGAAGUACCCAGUAAUCUGCUGAAGAGAGCUUUCCUGAAAAUGUGCAACGGUCCCGAGGCGUUCCUCUCCCUGCGAUCUCACUUCACCAGCUCCCACGCUUUGCUGUGUGUGAGCCACUGGGUUCUGGGAAUCGGAGACCGCCAUCUUUCCAACUUCAUGAUCAACAUGGAAACCGGAGGCAUGAUCGGCAUCGACUUCGGCCACGCCUUUGGAUCUGCCACACAGUUCCUCCCUGUGCCGGAGCUCAUGCCUUUCCGACUGACUCGGCAGUUUGUGGAUCUGAUGAAGCCGCUGAAGGAGUCCGGUUUGAUCCAGAGCACCAUGGUCCACUCCCUACGAGCCUUUAGGGCCGAGCCGGACCUGCUGCUCAACACCAUGGAUGUGUUUGUGAAGGAGCCCUCGCUGGACUGGAAGAACUAUGAGGUGAAACAACUGAAGAAAGGAGGCACAUGGACUGAAAGCGUAAACACCAAAGAGAUCAACUGGUUUCCCCUGCAGAAGGUGAACUUCGCCAAAAGGAAGCUAGAGGGCGCUAAUCCAGCAACCAUAACCAGCGAGGAGCUGAAGCUGGGCUUCGAUAAGGAUGCUGCCUUCCCUGGAAUGCAGGCCGUGGCUUUGGGAAGUGAGGAGCACAACAUCCGGGCCAAGCUUCCCGCUGCGGGCCUGACUGUGGAGCAGCAGGUAGAAUGUCUGCUGGACCAGGCCACUGACCCCAAUGUGCUCGGCAGAGUUUGGGGGGGCUGGGAACCGUGGUUCUAAAGGGGAACGGUUGUUUUUUCUUUAAUAAAAUGUAAUAAAAUAGAACCAAGUCAUCA